UUUAGCUACAUCCACAUCUUAGUUUUCUCACAAGUUACAUCAAAACAAUAUGAGUCGCCAAUACUGCUUAAUAUUUUUUAUCGGUCUCUUUCUCAUUACUGGAGCAACUGGGGAUUCGAAUAACGACUGCGUAUUCACCCUCUACGUGAAGACGGGCUCAAUAAUAAGGGCCGGCACAGAUUCGAAGAUUAGCCUGACGAUCGGCGAUCACUCUGGCCGGUCGGUGUGGGUCCCGGACCUUGAAUCGUGGGGCUUAAUGGGGUCCACCUACAACUAUUUUGAGCGCGGCAACCUCGACAUCUUCACAGGACGCGGUCCGUGCGUCGGAGCACCGCUUUGCCGGCUCAACCUGACCUCCGACGGAACGGGACCACAUUCUGGCUGGUACUGUGACUACAUUGAGGUCACAUCCACUGGGCCUCACACGGCGUGUUCACAGACGGUGUUCUACGUGGAUCAGUGGCUGGCCGUUGAUGCUCCUCCGUACAAGCUGACGGCCAUUCUCGAUGGGUGUAAAAAUGGUAAUGCGGUUGCGGAGCACGGGAAACGUAAGCUGUUUGCUGUAGGCCACCCCAUAAGAUCUGCUACUGCUUGAGAGAGAGAGAGAGAGAGAGAGAGAGAGAGAGAGAGAGAUUGUUGAGAUUUUGGGGCGUUUGAUUUUUUUUUUUUUUUUUUUUUUUGGUUGAAUUUUACGCUUUAGGCACGGUUUGUGGUAGGGAAACUUGAGCUUGCUGUUAGGCGUUAAUUAUUCUCAACUUAAUUCGUGUUUUUUUUUUUUUUUUGGGGGUUAAUAUUUUCA
This is a messenger RNA of Ziziphus jujuba (common jujube), 799 nucleotides long. RefSeq names its product PLAT domain-containing protein 3-like. The coding region runs from base 50 to 595 and encodes 181 amino acids. Gene Ontology annotation, molecular function: protein binding. Lineage: Eukaryota; Viridiplantae; Streptophyta; Magnoliopsida; Rosales; Rhamnaceae. The record is from RefSeq and is a predicted model, not a curated record. The transcript is spliced from 2 exons.